AUGAGCACAUAUGAGCUCACGGACGCUCACCGAGCCAAGUUCGAAUCAGAUGGCUACCUCGUCCUGCCAAACUUUGUCGAGCCGGCGCAGAUUGCAAAGCUACUUGAGCAAGCUCGCAAGCUCCUCGCCGACUUCUCGCUUGAAGGUCAUCCCAUGACCAAGUUCACGACGGACGAGGAAGGGGAAGGUGGCAAAGACAAGCAUGUCGGCGAUGAUUACUUCUUGACAUCCAGCGAUAAGAUCCGAUUCUUCUUCGAGGCAGACGCUUUCGAUGCGCAAGGCAACCUCACACGUCCCAAGGAGGAAGCAAUCAACAAGAUUGGCCAUGGCCUACAUGAACUUGACCCGGUCUAUCGUCCCUUUUCGCUCGAAAACGACCGGAUCAAGUCUCUUGCUAAAUCGCUACAAUACCACCAUGAUCCCUUGAUGCUGCAGUCGAUGAUUAUCUGUAAGCAACCGAGGAUAGGGGCCAAAGUGCCUGUGCAUGACGAUUCGACAUUUCUAUAUACGGAUCCGCCGAGCGCAAUUGGAUACUGGUUCGCUCUGGAAGAUUGUCAUCUCAAGAACGGCUGCUUGAGCUUCCUACCCGGCUCGCACAAGCGCAAUGCCCACUUGCAACGCUUUGUCAGACUACCAGAGGGCGGCACAGGCUUCGAAGCGGUUCCCGGUGCACGCGAUAGCAACCCCGAUUGGUCAGCACCGGGCGAACGCUGGGUCACCGAAGAAUGCAAGGCGGGCACGCUCGUACUCAUUCAUGGUAGCGUGAUACACAAGUCCGAAGCCAACCUAUCCGAUUCGUCGAGGUUCAUCUACACUUUUCAUAUGAUCGAGGGCGGUGCAAAGUACGACGAGAAGAACUGGCUGCAGCCCACCCCGGCUCUGCCAUUCUCCAAGCUGGUCAUCUUAUCAGACGAGCCAAGAAUGUCGUUUGGCGACGAGCCUCGUGUCUCCACGCCCGACAAAGGGUCCCGUGGCGAGCAACAAUCAAUCACCGUUCGCGCAACUAGGGAGCGAGCGAGCUCGAAAGUACAGACGCUCUCGACCGAUGUCGUCAUCUAUGAAGGCUCAAUCACUUUGCCCAUGAUUCGCAUUGGGGUUUCUGUCGGCGCGCUACCGCUACGUGCGUAUGCGCGAGUCUCACAGCCCUGCCAGACGCUCCGAUUGAGUAUUGCUGCUAUGCAGAGUACAGGAUUGACCCCAAGUUCGGGUUCGUACAACAUACCAGCGCCUCACUCGAAAGCCAUGCUGUUCCUGAAGCCGCGUGCAGCGACUUACGAGCUCAUCAGCCAAAUAGUCACGCUUCGCUGCCGGCGCAGCGGUGCACUCUGCGAGAGAAUCUUGUUGGCCAGCUUCGGACUGCCGUGUACUCUGAUGACAGGCUCUUGUGCUGUCGGGCAAGGCCGGGGUAGCUCAAAGAUAUCGUUCUGA
Mixia osmundae IAM 14324 is the source of this 1428-nucleotide messenger RNA. RefSeq lists its product as uncharacterized. Bases 1 to 1428 code for a protein of 475 amino acids. The transcript has 4 exons. Lineage: Eukaryota; Fungi; Basidiomycota; Mixiomycetes; Mixiales; Mixiaceae. The record is from RefSeq and is a predicted model, not a curated record.